Molecule: messenger RNA, 1121 nt
Organism: Orbicella faveolata
Lineage: Eukaryota; Metazoa; Cnidaria; Anthozoa; Scleractinia; Merulinidae
Cellular component (GO): membrane
Molecular function (GO): protein binding
Source: RefSeq, a predicted model, not a curated record
AACGACGCAUCUUCACCUGGAGUUUUACCUUCCCUAUGAAAUAAAAUUUUGUUUUACGUAAGUGACUUUUGUGCUAUUUCAGAGUAUGGACGUGACUGUUUAGAUGUGCUUCAUAAAGGGAACACUGAAGAUGGUGUGUAUGGCAUCAACCCAGAUGGAAAUGACGUCAUUUCCGUGUUUUGUGACCAGCAAACCAAUGGAGGCGGCUGGAUCGUCCUGCAACGGAGAUUAGACGGCUCUGUGGACUUCUACCGCGACUGGAAUAGUUACAAAAGAGGCUUUGGAGACUUAGCGUCAGAGUUUUGGCUGGGAAAUGACAACAUCCAUAAAAUUACCGCAAAAGAUUCGCAACUCUUGAUAGAACUUACGGACUUUGAUAAUCUAACAGCGCAUGCGUCCUAUGACUUUUUUCAUGUGGCAACAGAAACCGAAAAGUAUGUAGUGCAACUUGCAGGUUUCUCUGGAACAGCAGGAGAUUCCAUGUCUUAUCACAACGGGAUGAUGUUUAGCACAAAGGAACAAGAUAACGACUUCCACGGAAGUGAAUUCUGUGCACAGCGAUUUACAGCAGCGUGGUGGUACAACAAGUGUCACUAUUCACAUUUAAAUGGCCAAUAUGGUGAUAGUGCUCAUGGCAAGGGUAUCAACUGGAAAACGUGGAGGGGACAUGAAUAUUCUCUCAAGGAAUCCGUGAUGAAAGUAAAGCCACUUCGAGAACGUGACUGGUCUUAUGAGCUGAUUUUCAGUGGUGAGUCAUUUGACGUCAUACUCCUUCCUCGAAUAACUGACCUCAAGGACUUUACAGCUUGCUGGUGGCUUAAGACGGAAUUACCAACAGGGUGGUCAACAAUUUUCUCAUUUCAGAAUAAUGAAAAUGAAAGUCUGGUAAGCUUUUCCUUCCACGAAAACGGGAGCUACUCAUUUCACAUACACAAUGAUCAAAGGUAAGUGAUUAAAUGCGAUUAUAAAUCACUUCGUUUAAGUAUCAUAGUAUUAAGCACCUCUGCGCUGGUUGGGGCACAAUACAUUGAGAAAAGGAGUAUUAAGGUAUUAAGGUAUUUAGACUACUGGGGGCUCUAACUAUUUGACCUCAUUCACACACCCUGACUUAUAAGUGAUAA